Eucalyptus grandis is the source of this 1743-nucleotide messenger RNA. Its product is annotated as L-ascorbate oxidase homolog. Gene Ontology annotation, molecular function: copper ion binding; oxidoreductase activity. NCBI's taxonomy places the organism in Eukaryota, Viridiplantae, Streptophyta, Magnoliopsida, Myrtales, Myrtaceae. The record is from RefSeq and is a predicted model, not a curated record.
AUGAACACGGUGACGCUAGCGUCGCUACUGUGCCUCCUGGCCGGAGCCGCCACCGUGGCGAGGGCCGAGGAUCCCUACUUCUAUUUCACGUGGAACGUCACGUACGGCACCAUCUCGCCCCUCGGCGUCCCCCAGCAGGGCAUCCUCAUCAAUGGCCAGUUCCCCGGCCCCAACAUCAACUCCACCUCCAACAACAACAUUGUCGUCAACGUCUUCAACCACCUCGACGAGCCAUUCCUGUUGACAUGGAGCGGCGUCCAGCACAAAAACUCCUGGCAAGAUGGAACGCUGGGGACCAAUUGCCCUAUCCUGCCAGGACAGAACUUCACCUAUCACUUCCAGGUGAAGGAUCAGAUCGGAAGCUACUUCUACUACCCCACCACCUCUACCCACCGCGCGGCCGGCGGUUUUGGCGGCCUCCGCGUGAACAGCCGCCUGCUCAUCCCCGUCCCCUAUGCCGACCCUGAGGACGACUACACCGUUCUCAUUGGCGACUGGUACUCCAAGACCCACAAACAGCUCAAGACCUUCCUGGACAGCGGCCGAUCCCUCGCCAGGCCUGACGGCGUCGUCAUCAAUGGCAAGUCCGGGAAAGGCCCCGGCGGCGACGAGCCCGUCUUCACCAUGAAGCCCGGAAAGACCUACAAGUACCGGAUUUGCAAUGUCGGUUUGAAGAACUCCCUGAACUUCCGGAUCCAAGGGCACCCGAUGAAGCUGGUCGAGAUGGAAGGAUCACACGUCGUCCAGAACGUCUACGAGUCCCUCGAUGUCCACGUCGGGCAGUGCUUUAGCGUGCUCGUGACCGCCGAUCAGGAGCCCCGUGACUACUACAUGGUCGCCUCCACCCGGUUCACCAAGGAAGUGAUCACCGCCACGCGCAUCCUCCGCUACACCAACGGCAAGGGACCUGCCUCCACUGUCCUCCCUAAGGCUCCCGAGGGCUGGGCGUGGUCGCUCAAUCAGUUCCGAUCCUUCCGAUGGAACUUGACCGCCAGCGCCGCAAGGCCUAACCCUCAAGGAUCCUACCACUACGGCCAGAUCAACAUAACCCGCACCAUCAAGCUUGUGAACUCGGCUUCCAGGGCUGGCGGCAAGCUCCGCUAUGCCAUCAAUGGUGUCUCACACGUCAAUCCCACCACCCCGCUCAAGUUCGCCGAGUACUUUGGAACUGCCGACAAGGUCUUCAAGUACGACGUGAUCCCCGACAGCCCACCGGAGCAAGAGCCUAAGUUGGUGACCUUGGAGCCAAAUGUGGGGAACAUCACCUUCAGGACCUUUGUCGAGAUCAUCUUUGAGAACCACGAGAAGAGCAUCCAGUCGUGGCACCUCGAUGGCUACUCUUUCUUUGCCGUCGCCGUCGAGCCUGGUAGGUGGACCCCAGAGAAGAGGAAGAGCUACAACCUCCUCGACGCCGUGAGCAGGCACACCGUCCAGGUGUUCCCCAAGUCGUGGGCAGCGAUCAUGUUGACGUUCGACAACGCCGGCAUGUGGAACUUGAGGUCGGAGCUGCUGGAGAGGAGGUACUUGGGCCAGGAGAUGUAUAUCAGCGUCCUCUCGCCGGAGCGAUCCCUCAGGGACGAGUACAACCUCCCCGACAACGCCCCACUCUGCGGUUCCGUCGUCGGCUUGCCACUGCCCGCCCCUUACACCAUCUAAAGUGUUUGCUUUGUCCUGAGAAUCUCGUACCUAGAAACAAAAGUGGUGGCAGUAGAGAGAGCGAAUGUAUCGAGCCACUUUUCGAUA